AUGAUUCAGCCUAUAGAGGAGCAGCCCGAAGAAAAGAAGAAGGAUGGAGAAGCAUCAGUUGAAGAAAAGGAAAAAGAUACAAUUGAAGUUGACAAAAACAAUCCUGAAAAAGUUGAAAGGAAAUUAUUUAAGUGGAAGAAGAAGAAAGCUCUAGAAAAACAGAACAAGCCAUUGGAUCUCUCCCCAUAUGCUCGAACCCCUUAUCCUCAGAGAUUAAAGAAAGAUAUUCAGAAGCAGCAGUAUUCAAAGUUUCUAGACAUAUUCAAGAGGUUCAUGAAGGAUCUAAUAUCAAGGAAGCGUAAGUUGCAGGAAUAUGAGACGGUGAAUCUGACGGAGGAAUGUAAUGCGAUCAUCAAAAAGAAGUUACCCACCAAAGUCAAGGAUCCAGGGAGCUUCAGCAUUCCAUGCACUAUAGGCAAAGUGGAAGCGGACAAUGUUUUAUGUGAUGUUGGAGCUAGCAUCAAUGUCAUGCCACUCUCUAUGUUGAAGAAGCUGGGGAUUACUGAAGUGAAGCCCACAAAGAUGAUAGUGCAACUGGCUGACCGCUCUUCAAAGCAAGCUUAUGGCAUCAUUGAAGACAUAUUGGUCAAGGAGCACUGA
Messenger RNA from Gastrolobium bilobum, 600 nucleotides. RefSeq lists its product as uncharacterized. NCBI's taxonomy places the organism in Eukaryota, Viridiplantae, Streptophyta, Magnoliopsida, Fabales, Fabaceae. The transcript has 3 exons. The record is from RefSeq and is a predicted model, not a curated record. The coding region runs from base 1 to 600 and encodes 199 amino acids.